Messenger RNA from Cuscuta europaea, 2806 nucleotides. NCBI's taxonomy places the organism in Eukaryota, Viridiplantae, Streptophyta, Magnoliopsida, Solanales, Convolvulaceae. The record is from the annotation of a GenBank genome assembly.
CCCGGAAAUAACCACACGUGGUGGCGGGAGCGCCGGGGAACACUACCCAAAUUUAUUAAAAUUAAGUAGAUUACAAGAAAGUUUAAGGAGCGGUACAGAUAAUAACAAGCAUAAAGUCAAAAGCUGAUAAGAAACAAGAGUUUAACAGUUGAAGUUUUUUGAAGGUAUCCCGACUGUAGACGAAAUGGAUCUGUUAUAUCUGUUAUGGAACUGAAUAGCCUUUCGGAGAUAUUGUUGAUAGGUCUUUGCUUCCGGUUUAGAGGACCUAUAUCGUGCCAGUGCCGUAGCAAGUUUAUGUGGAGAGUCCAGUCUCGCAUCAACAGGGUAAAUGUAAUAGUCGUCUUCAUUUUGCGGGCGUCUAGAUUGACUUCUUGUGAUCAUCGGGUGUGAUGUGUAUCCCACCUCGUAGAAUAAUUGUUUGGGUUCUGGAGUUGCGUUACGGGUUGUUCCGAAGCAGCCAAAGUCAUGUCAUUGCCAUCAACACCGGUAACCAUUUGAUGAGUUUCCUCGGUUACCUCCUCGUUACGGUUGGCCAUCGGGGUUUUAUCUCAACCUAUAUUUAUAGGAGAGAUGUUUGAAAUGCCUAAUACAAUUAGGAAGCAGCUUAGGCGUGUGUGUGGGAUUAUUAGAGUUAGUUUAAAUGGACCUAAUUCUCUCUCAGCUAAAGUAAUUAAAUACAAAGACUCAUUAAAUAAAUUACAGAUAAAUUUGAACACAAUAAAAUAAUAUUCUAACACAUACUCGUAUUGUUCCUAUUCCCAAGAAGAUCAACCGGAAGUUUUUGAUGACUGGAGGCCCAUAUCCUUAUGUAAUGUGGUGUAUAAAUUUUUUCCCAAAGUGCUGGCCAAUCCAAUGAAGAGUCUUAUGCAUUUCUGUGUCUCGGAGCAACAAAGUGCCUUCAUCCCGGGAAGGUCGAUAGUUAAUAACAUCAUGUUGGCGUUCGAGUCUCAUCACUAUUUAAAGAGGAAGCGGCGGGGCAAGUUGGGAUAUGUGGCUUUGCUGCUCGAUAUGAGCAAGGUGUACGAUCAGAUAGAAUGGUCUUUGGAAGGGAUGAUGCACAAAUUGGGUUCUCUUGUAGGUGGGUUUGGAUAGUGAUGGAAUGUGUUAGUACGAUUCCUAUUGACGAUGUUGAUGUUGGUCCGAUUAUGCUUACUAGAGGAUUAAGGCAAGGUUAUCCCCUAUCAUCUUACUGGGAUACUUAUAUUUUACACAAUCUAUUCAAUAGUAGAGAUUCUAAGAUGAUUCAAAGUAUCCCAGUGAGCCGAAGAGUGGUACCGGACAGUCUGAUUUGGAGGUGGGAAUUGGGAGGCAGAUUUACGAUUCGGAGUUGCUACCGAAAAAUCAUAGUCGAAUUUCAGGCACCGGACUGGAAGGGAUGGACGGUGAUGUGGAAUUGGCUUCUACUCCAAAAUUAAAUCUUUCUUCUGUCAAGCUUGUAGCAAUAUUCUUCCAACAACAUUCAAUUUAAGAAGGCGGACUGCCCGGUGAAGUGUGGAGUAUGUGGUAGUGGCGAUGAAUCCUUGCUACACCUGUUUGUUCAGUGUUUGGUGGCCAGAGCAUGUUGGAGCUCGGCGGUUGGUCUUGAAUGGGUGUGUUGGAGUAUUUCGUGUGAAAGGAAUCAAAGGAUUUGGAAUGGGAAUGGGAAGAAGAUGGAAGCUCUAAGCUGGUUAAAGGACCAGAUUUGGAAUCGUGGAUGUGGAGUCCGAUUCAUUAAUGGCCAUAUCGAAAAUCUGCAAAGGUUCAAGCAUCUCUUCUUCAUUUGGACUUUGGGCAAAGGAUAUUAGAGAGUUCAGUUUUAUGGUCAUUAGUCAUUACUUUUUAUCGUAUUAGGGGAUAUAUGUAACAAUAAUUUUGCUAUAGGUACCCAAAGGUAUACCCAUUGUACCUCAUAUAAAAGCUCUCUCCAAUUUUCUUCUCUCCUCCUUCCUUCUCUCCUGCGUCUUUUUCUUUUCACGCAGCCCCCAUCCCCUCAUCCCCUCCCAUUUCUUUCUCUUUUCUCUCCAAAUCUUAAUUUCUUCUCCAUUUCAAAAUCUCCCCCUUUGUAUAAGGCUUCUCAUUUUGACCAUCUUUCCCCCUCCAACCUUCUUCUUCUGCUUCUCUCCUCUUCUACUUUUUUUUCGUUUCAAAUGCAGGAGCUACAGUAAUUGGACGAACGGGGGGAGCUCGGUGACGUUGGAUAGCUUGACAUGGGUAGAGCUCGGUGACGUUGCCGACGGCGGGCCUACGCUGGUUGCCGUUCUGGAUGCAAACUCAAGGGAAGACAACGACGAAGGUGCAGAUAAAGAAGCUUUGAAUGACUUGAGCAGAUCUUUUUUUCUUGAUUUUUUUUCUUUAUUUUUUGGUGUGUUUUCGAAAUAAAAAGGGUUGUCUGUCUGACAGGCAACUUGUAAGUGCAGUGUCUGUAUUUGUUAGGAAGACUCGUGAAGUUGUUUGUCAUUUGCUUGUUAGUUGUUUGUAUUUUUUUGAGUUGCAUGUAUUUGUUUUGAGUUGUUUGUAAUGACUUUUUGGUCAUGUUGUUGUGAGGAGUCUGUAAGAGUCGUGAAGUUGUCUGUCAUUUUAAAAAUACAUGUUUGUAACUCAUAUUUAAUUGUUUGUCAUUUGAUUGUGAGUUGUAUGUAAUUUGUGGUGUGUAUUUUUUUAGAUGUACAAACAACUUGUAAGUGCAAUGUCUGUAUACUCAAACAUGGUUUCAUAGUUGGUGAAACCUUGAACUAAAAUGUCUGUCGCACAGACAACUCAUUUGUUUGUCUACAUAGAAACAUUGUCUGUAUACACAUGCAAGUAUUGGUACAACUGUAUUUUAUAG